This is a messenger RNA of Brassica oleracea var. oleracea, 1436 nucleotides long. RefSeq lists its product as uncharacterized. Lineage: Eukaryota; Viridiplantae; Streptophyta; Magnoliopsida; Brassicales; Brassicaceae. The record is from RefSeq and is a predicted model, not a curated record. Bases 175 to 1203 code for a protein of 342 amino acids. Gene Ontology annotation, biological process: protein transport. The transcript is spliced from 6 exons.
CUUUAGUCUCUUCAGAAGAAACUUUUUGGUUCGUUUCUUUGCUUCAUAGCUUUUGCUAUAUUCUGAUUCUGAGAAUUACUUCUACUCUAGUCACUAAUCCACCGGUUGAUUCUUUCGGAUUUGCAUAUAAAGCAUUGGAUUUUUACCAUUUUUUCUGCCUCAAGAAUCGAAAAAAUGAAAAUCUUUCUUAGGUGUUUCAAACCCAAAUUCUACAAGAAAUGUAAAUCUGCAACAAGUUACAUGAAGAUUCGGCUAGAAAUAGUAAGGAAAAGAAGGAUUGCAAUGAUUAAGUUUUUGAAAAUGGACAUUGUGGAAUUUCUCAAGAAUGGCCUUGAUUAUGAUGCUUAUAGAAGAGCAGAAGUAUUACUUGAAGAGCUUAGAAUUAUAUCGUGUUAUGACAUCCUUGAGCAAUUCUGCGAUUGUAUCUCAGAAAAUCUCUCUCUUAUGCUGAAGAAAAGGGAAUGUCCUGAAGAAUGCAGAGAAGCAGUUUCCUCUUUGAUAUAUGCAGCUGCAUGGGUUCCUGAUGUUCCUGAACUUAAGGAUCUCAGGGCCGUGUUUACGCGUAGAUUUGGGAGUUUCAUUGCUUCUUCUGUCAAUUAUGAACUCGUUGAGAAAACUGAACUGAGAAGAAGACCAUCACGUGAGCUCAAGAUUCAGACAGUGAAAGACAUUGCAAAAGAGUUUUCUAUUGAUUGGGAUCCUACAGCCUUGAACCUGUUGCUGCUUAGACAGACUUCAGCUUUGCAAAUUGAGGAUAAGGUCGAGUCAGGAGCUGAUGAUCCGAGGAUUGAGAGAAAGAAAAGUAUUGUCAAUGAUCAAAGUGAGGAUGAGUCUGUUCUUUCACAGGCUUGGACAAGAGAUUCAUUGUCACACCGUAGUUUAAGUUCGAGUUCAAGGUCGAGCUUUGGUUCUCCAAGAAGAGACUCUGGAAUGGAAAAGAAGAAGAAGAAGAUUUUGCCUUACGGAAUAAUCUCUCCUUCAGACACGAAACCAGGAGCUGGAAACGAUGAGAAAGCACAAGAGGAGAAGUUAGAGAAGAAGAAGAGUAAUGAUCAAGAAAACUCUAAGUUACUUAAGCCACAAGGCAAUGAUAAAGAAACUUCAUCAACAAGAGAGAAGGAGAGAAUGUCGUCCUUUCAAAGACCUAAGCUCUUGGAUUAUGAUGAAGCAAUGGCUAGGCUUGCAGCUCUUCGCAGGAGAUAAGGGUUUCUAAGUGUGAUUAUUAGCUAAUUAGAUUUCAAUAACUUGUAAGUAUGUAUCCUUGUUAGCUUGAAGUAGUAUACUAGUUGUCUCUUUUCAUAACAACAAAGAAGAAAAGAAAAGUGGAGACUAAUAGAAAAUACUGAGAAAGAUAGCGAUAAUGCUCUCUUUGUUAUAACAAAAUCAAUAUCAUAAUGUAAGAUAUCGUGCGUUAUGCCUCUGAGUUGAAUAUUGUC